UUCCGGUUGGACACGGUCCACACAAUAUUUUUUGGUACAUCACCCCAGGAACCCCCCAUUUCCUUAUGUUAGAAGAGUUAAAAAACACUCUGUAUACGGGAGAAUACGGUCGCGAAGUGCCGAUCAUCGCGAGUUUCUAUUACAGAUGGUAUCGGUAGCGUUCCGCGGAGAAAGUUGAUUGGCUCGAGGCGGUAAUUGCGAGAGUGGUGGGGGAAGGGGUGCGAAGUAGCGUAGCUACGCACGUAGGCGAGCAGCGUCAGUCGGUAACCGUUGCUCGUAGCGUGUUGAUCUGUCGGUCGAAACGAGUCGAAGGGGGGCAAGUGCGCGCGCGUUGCCUGAUUCGCGAGCUUUGUAAGCUCUAACACGCCGCGUUCUUUCUAUGCCGUGUUGUGUACACGUCUUCUCGCUCGUCGAGGGAACACGCGUCUCGAAGUGCGAUUGAUAAAUAUAAUGCGGUGAAGGUAAAACGUGUCCUGGGCGCGGCGACUCCGGCUGAAGGAAGGAAGGAAGAAAAGCUACCAAGGUGGCCGGCAUGUGCACGCAGUCCUGUCGCGGCACCGCUGCUGCUGUCAUUCUGACAAUGUUCCUUUGCCGGAUUUGCUCCGCCGAGGAGCAGCCGGGAUCCUUGAACGGACCGGUCGUCCUGGAAACCUGCAACGUCACUGCCGAUGGACGAGAGGUCACCUGUCGCGGUGCUGGCUUCCUGUCCAUCCUGGAACCUCUCGAUGUCACCGUACUCCCAUCCAGUGUCAACCUUACAAGACUAGAUCUAACAAACAACAACAUAACAGACAUUCCAGUCCGUGCCUUCCAUCGAGUUCCCAAUCUUGAGGUGUUGUUACUUCGACGAAAUCGUUUACACACGAUCGCCGACGGUGCAUUCACAAACUUAACGAGCCUUCGAGUAUUGGAGCUCGAUGACAAUUAUUUAACAAAAAUUCCGACCGCGAUCGUUAAGCUCUCUGGCCUUGAAGACCUGUCGCUGUCGAACAACCGAAUAGAAACGUUGGAGGAGCACGUUUUUCAACGUAUCGCUAAUCUACGUUCCCUCGAUCUACGUGGUAAUCCGAUCAAACAGAUACACGGGAGUACUUUUCAGAAUCUACGGAAACUUCGUAAACUAAUUCUGUCUAAUCUGAAAGAAUUACGAAUAUUUCCAAAUUUAAAUGGGACACGAUCGUUGGAAGUAUUAAGAUUAGACCGCGCGCAAGUGAGCGAAGUUCCGAGAGACUUGUGCGAAGAAUGCCCAAAAUUGAAAAGUCUAGAUAUAAAAUCAAAUUACCUGACGGAGUUGCCGAAUUUACGGAAUUGUAGCGAAUUGAGGGUUCUGGACUUUGCCAGUAACAUGAUUUCAUCGUUGUUAGACGAGCCUUUCAGAGGUCUGAACAUGCUGCACGACCUGCUUCUCUCGAAUAACAAGUUACAAGUGAUCCCAAGCGACGCGUUCACCGGCUUGUCGAGGUUGCAGGUAUUGGACCUGGAAAACAAUUACAUCGAAUACAUUCAUCCUGACGCGUUUAAGGAAACUAAAAAUUUAGAAGACUUAAAUCUUGGGAACAACAUAUUUCCAGCACUGCCAACGCUAGGAUUAUCGGGUCUGUUGCAUCUUAAAACAUUCAAUAAUCCUGCAUUAAGGGAAUUUCCAUCACCGGAGAGAUUUCCACGUGUACAAACAAUGGUACUGUCGUACGCUUAUCACUGUUGCUCGUUUCUGUCCAUCGAAGUUGAGGAACCGGUAACAAAAUCGUCUGUACAAGAGUCUAUCUUGUUCCCUACUGACAAAGAGUUUGAUAUGAGCCUAUGGAACUCGACCUUUACCGAUAUCUGGCCACAGCUCAAUAACAUGACCGACAAAUUUGGCUCGCAAAUAAAUGAACUUUGGGCUAACUUUGGUUCAGAUUUUACGUACCCUGGUAACCUGCCCUCGUAUGUUGAAGAUUAUUUUGAAGAGCAGAACAACCGAGCUACGCUGCCAGCUCAAACACUGCCCUCGAACGUACAGUGCCUACCUCAACCUGGUCCCUUCUUGCCGUGCCAAGAUCUCUUCGACUGGUGGACGCUACGCUGUGGUGUAUGGGUAGUUUUUCUGUUAGCCAUGCUGGGCAAUGGAACGGUGGUAUUUGUAUUAAUAUUCUCCAGAAGCAAAAUGGACGUUCCUAGAUUCCUAGUUUGUAAUUUGGCUGCGGCAGAUUUUUUCAUGGGCAUUUAUUUAGGUCUACUAGCAGUGGUGGAUGCAUCGACGUUAGGAGAAUUCAGAAAAUACGCCAUCCCCUGGCAAACCUCGGCCGGGUGUCAGUUAGCCGGAUUCCUAGGUGUGCUAAGCUCUGAGUUGAGCGUGUACACGUUAGCGGUGAUCACGUUAGAGAGAAACUACGCCAUAACUCAUGCGAUGCAUUUGAACAAAAGACUGUCCCUAAAGCACGCUGGCUACAUAAUGACAGCGGGCUGGUGUUUCGCCGUGUCGAUGGCCAGUUUGCCACUAGUCGGUAUUUCGGAUUAUAGAAAAUUCGCUAUAUGUUUGCCGUUCGAGACAACCGGUAACGCUGCGCUCGCAUACGUGAUCUUUUUAAUGUUGAUCAACGGCGUCGCGUUCUUAAUACUGAUGGGAUGUUACUUGAAGAUGUACUGCGCGAUCAGAGGUUCCCAAGCGUGGAACUCGAACGAUUCUAGGAUAGCCAAGCGAAUGGCGCUUUUGGUGUUCACAGACUUCCUCUGUUGGUCCCCGAUAGCGUUCUUCUCUCUGACUGCCACCUUUGGAUUGCAGUUGGUUUCUUUAGAACAGGCCAAGGUAUUCGCGGUGUUCGUGUUACCGUUAAACUCCUGCUGCAAUCCGUUUCUCUACGCCAUACUGACGAAGCAGUUCAAAAAGGACUGCGUGUUGAUAUGCAAGGCGAUCGAGGAGUCCCGAGUGACCCGUGGGAUAGGCAGGUGUCGGCACAGCUCGAACUUUAGCAAUAGACAGACACCUGUUAACACGAACAGUCUAGUAGAUCGGUCCUCUCGCGAUAAUCAAAUGCCUUGCGCUUGUAACUCGAGGCUACUCGAGACCAGUCAGUGUUCCGGUUACCGAAGAUGGGGUACCAGGAUACUGUGGCCUUGCGCCAAGGACACGAGGCCUCGCCACGCUCGUAGCGACCAGUACGCUUAUCAGAUCGCAGAGAUCCAACAGAAGCAACACAAACGAGCCUCGUCGGUAUCCUCCAGCGAGAACUUUUCCUCAUCGAGAUCGGACUCCUGGAGGCAGACGCAUCAUUGCGGUAUUCCGUUGAGGUUGCUCGAUCCAAAGAGGAGAGCCUCCUCCUGGUUGAUCACUAGGAAACCAUCGCAAGACUCGAAUCUCAGCUCGUCGAGGAACGAUUCGUCCGGGUCUGCUACCACAGCCAGCACCAGCACCUGGAGGAUCUCAAGAUCCAGCGCGUCUCUAGAGGUGACCGCGAGGAAUACCCCGAGACCGGCAAGGUCGAAGCCGAGACUGACCCGACAGCUGGCCAUCCAGGAACCUGAACCGCCAGGAUCUCCUAGCAGACUGGCUGUCAGGUUACUAGCGACCAUACCGUCCGCGGCUGAGACCAGUGAUCAACAAGAUGACGACAAUGCGCCGCAGAACUAGGACGAGCUCGAGUAUAAGGUAUCUCUGUUCUCCUAUGAGAUUAUAGUCAGUUCUAAUGGACUAAAUAUGGGUCUAGUUUGCUCCUGAACGGUUUCAGUAUUACAAGCGUCCUCUGAGAGGUGGAGCUGAGCGUGUGUGUUCUACAGAGCGAUUAUUCAUUGAAUGUUUGAGUUUUUAUUAUAGCCCAAACGAGGAUUAACGCGUUGAAAGCCGUGGAGAUCACUGGUGAAUUUAUUUUAAUCCAAUUAUUAAGAAUUGCUCUGUAUUGUUAAGCGACCUUUUACUGCUAAGAUAGGAGUCGAGGACAUCGUAGAAGAAAGAAGAGAAGAAUCAAAGGACGAUUUAGCAAAAUUUCUUCUUUCAACGUUUUAUCAAGUUUCUUUCAAACCUGUUAAACGUUGAAAGAAGAAGAUUGAAACAACUUGUAUUCUCUUUGUACAAUUAUUACUUAUGCAACUGUGUUGGUAGACGUGAUCUACUUUUUAUCAACCGUCCGUGUUUACGCGUGCACACUAUUGUUGCAUACAAUAGUCAUAUUCGUUAGAUACUGCCAACGUUUACAGACACACAGCCUUUGACGUGUUCACUGUCCGAUUCAACUCUUUGAGGUAAUUAAUGAACGCGUUAAUUAUAUAGCGUUAAUUGAGUCUGAGGUUUAUUUAAUAGAAAUUUCAUCGCAGGAACUCGUCAAUUUCUUUCGAGAGAAUUUUACCUUAAGAAAAUGUUGAAUAUUGUAAGUUUAAUUCUGUGACAAGGAACUGGACGUUCUGUGCAUAGUUUUUGAUUAAAAUUAGAAGGAUAAAGUAUUUAUUAAUGAAUUAAAAGGACACACGGUAUAUUUUUUUUCCUUUUUUUUUGUAAGGAUUUCUUGGCUCAAUUCGAGGAAGUGUUUUAUUGUAAGGAUCAGUAUUUAAGAUGAGAAUCCAACUGAUUGUUAAUAGAUGUGUUUGCGUUGUUAUAAGACUGACGGUUUGUACAAUUUCUCCCCAUGAAUAUCUGAUGCCCAUUUCUAGUUAAAGAUUAUUAUGAAAUCGUUAUGGCGUAUAGAUGUUUAUACAGAGUUUUUGAUUAAUGAAAUUAGUGUCAGCUAGUAUUGGUUUAUUAGGCUGGUUUGUUGUUGAAUGUGUUGUUCGUUCUUCGUGCAGUUGUUGAUGCCCCUCCGAACAAGAUUUCCAGAUGUAAUACUUGUUCUUAUAAAAUCAAUUGUUUUCUGAAAUUCUGGAAGCUGGUAUAUCGUUAUUUGGUAUCACUGGCUGAAGAUAAAAAUGAACAAGAUUUACAUCUGGAUGUCUCGUAUGUAUGAACUGUUUGAAUCUGAAUUUUCGUUUGCUGCAUCCAUUUUAAGGAGAACAUGUUUUGCGUGUGUGUCCGAUCCGAGCUAUUUAAUAACGUUUUUCUAAUAAAACAACGUAUUACGAGAGAACGGUGUUAAAAUUUUUCAAACAUUCGAGAAUCAAUCCAGAAUUUCUCCCAGCUAUUGUGGAAUUUCUUUUAUUUUUGAAAAAUGUCUCUGUCGCAUUACAAGGAAGACCUUUCGCGCCACCGAGGUGACCAAUCGUAUAACAGUAUUAAUUAGGAAUAAUUUAAAUAUUUAUCUAAAAUAAAUUCAACUUUGAAUAAACCCUUGCUGUCGUCGCAAAAGUACACCUAUACACUACCAGCUGAAUUGUAUAUAACUCUAGAAUUAUUCUUACUUUCUUUUCAUCUUUUUAUAUUGUAACAUCAAUUUUCGAAUUUUAUAUGCAUAAAAUUUGAGUGUCUUUUAUUGCUUGAUAAUUAUUAAGAGAAUUUUUACAAUCUCAUACCCUUAGCUGGUAGUAUACAUAAAUUAUAAGAUAACAUGUACCUUUUCUCAAACUGUGCAUUCUCUCUCCCAUUCUCACUCUUUUAUUCCUACUUUCACUCUCUGUCUCUAAUAGCAAUUAGCGAAUUGGAUUCAGGUGGUCACUACGAGGUAAUACAACAUUAACAAGAUAUACAUAAUUUUAGAAACUGUCCCUUUAUAAGUAAACGUAAUUCGUAAAUCAUAGAACGUAUUGCUCGAAGAUCCUAAGGAGUAACAACAAAUCUAUUCGUGGUCUCUUUUUCAAUUAAGACACUGUAACAAAACUGACACAUUUUAUUCUCAUACAAUUAUCGUUUGAUGUUCGCUUUAUCUUACAAAACGUAGAUGGAUCAUUUCCUUGUUUCAAAACGGACAAGUCAUUUGAUAUUGCAACGACCGUGAAUAUUGAUAAGGCAUGAAUCUCGUACUUGGACGGUAUGAUUCUUAAUUUCCAUUUUUCUUUUUCUUUUUUUAUUGAAUUCCUAUUUCAAUUAGAUUUAACCAGGGUUGAACGGGGAUUUAUGGUUUACGCGAAGGGAGAAAUAUCGCGAGGAGGUUGAUAAAAUUCACCCUCAGCUUUAUUUCGUGAUAAGGGGACCUCCAUAAAAACGUCACAAGGUUUAUCGAUUCACAGUUAUCAAUUUAAAAGAAUGAAAGGCGUUUUUGGCAAAUUUGGCAUCCCCAAUAAAAACUGGGGAAUUAACGAUAACUACGAGUCUGAGUCAUAAUUGACACGACUUCACCUCCUAAAUUUUAAAAAUCUUCAGAAUGCAAAUAACAAUUGGUAAUCGGUCAGUUUCGAUGAGUUAAUCAUUUUUGUGAAGCAUAUUUCGGUAAUUAGAGGAUCGUGUUAAUCCGGAAGACCUCGGUAGCUGUGAUUUUAUAAAAUUUCCUUCGAAUUCUUAAAUGUAACAAUGUGCUUUCAAUUAUCUACUAAUUGAGCCUAAAGUAUCAACUAUCGUUUCGCUUAUUUCCAUAGUACGUUUAUCGAACUUGGUCCAUUAAACUUCAGAUUCUUCCAUUAUUGCUCUUUUAUGAUACACCUAUUCUCAUAGUCAAUAUAAUACAUACUUUCUCGGGGAAAAGUCACCUAACACAGCUACAUAAUUCCCCAAUUUUUAGUUCUCAAUUCCAUCUAGAAAAAUGAUUUAGUAUCUUCAAGGAUAUUGAAAAUUUGGCAAAAACUGAUAUCUAUUAAUUUUAAUAGGAUGAUUUAAGGAGAUGAUUCAACUAUUAUAGGAGUAAACAUGAUAAAUGCAAUAGAUGAUUUAACUCUUGAUAAAAUCAAUAAAAAGGAUAGAAAUGAAGAGAUGGAAAAUAGAUCACCAAUUAUGAUGGGACAGAGAAUGCACAAGAGCAAAAAUGAUGAGGAUGUUCAUGGUGAUGGGGUGGAGAUAUGGGGUUAAUAAAGGGUGUUAGUAAUUAAAAAGCUUUCUAAACAGCCUCUCCGGAGUGACGCGAUCUGAAACGAACCUUUUCAUAAAAAAAUGAAUCUCGAGGUUCGUUCAAUCAAAGCCCUGAGAUACUAAAGUGUGUCAGUUUAUCAAUCAGGAGAGGAUCGAACGCUAACGAUAAAAGUAUCAAGUGGAAGAAAAAGAAGCCGGUGAAAGGAAUGCGGAAAGAAAUAAUCGCAAUGGUCAACGUAACGUCUGAACUCUACUCGUGGAACCAAGUGAGAAAUACACAGCAAAGUAAACGCAAGUUAAAAUAGCCAUUGGCGUAACUAAUUGUAAGAUAUUAUUCUAGCUUGAACCAGGUUCCCUAGUUCAACUAAAAGUGUCAAGCUCGCUUCAUCGUUUCAUCCACGAAAAAAAUAAACGUCGAAAUUGUCUGUACAACGAUCUUUACACAUCCGUGUAACAAGGUCGAUUAAAAUUCCGUUAAAACUUAUCACACUAUCCCUUACACGUGGAUAUACAUUUCAGAGAGUUCCAGCCUCACCGCAUUUAAGCUGCUAUGCAUACAUAUACAUAUUCUAAAAAAAAAAAAAAAAAAGGGCAAAAGGAAGAAAAAAUAUUAUGAUAAGAAAGGGAAAAACCACUUCGUUCAAUAAAGAAGCGGUAAUAAGUUAAUUUCUAUAGUCUAUUGAGAAUCAAUGAUCACUUAAGGUCACUCCUCCCCCGCUUAUUAUUAUUUUAAUUAUUUUAAGAAAAAUAAAGAAUCAGGCUACUCCUUAUUGCACACAAUGAUUGAUAUUUUACACGCAAAGGAAAAUAGUAAUAUUACUGAGUAACCCAGGAAGACUAACUAUGGUGGCCUUAAAAGAAUCAUUGAUUCGAGACAGACUAUAAAUCUAAAAUGUGAAGUACAGCAACAGGCUUUAGAAUACUAUGUGAUCGAAACGUUAAAAAAGAAAAGAAAAAUAGGUGAACGAUGCUACGGGGUCAAAAAUGAAAAACGCGACUAAUAAAAAAAAAAUGCCUUGAUUCGUGCGCGAACAAUUUCGUGGAAGAUCGUGAACAAUUUUGAUACUUUCUCGAGUACCGGGUAAGCACGUAACAUUUUUUUUUUUUUUACUUUUUAAUUCUUCUCGUUUGCCACUAAUACAAUCCCUCGAGGUCCUCUCACGAAUAUCUGUUCGUGAGAUUCGUGGUUUCUCUUUUUCCAUUAAAUCUAAUAAUACUUAUAGAUUUAUCUUAAUAUAAAUUCGUCUAAAAAAGAGGAUGACAAACCCUGAACAAGGCUAACAGUAGCCUCGAUAGUUAUUGCUUUUUCAAUGGUAUGCUAUGUACAGUUCAGCAGUUGGACCUCAAAGGAUUAUUCUAUGGGUAACAGGAUUUUAUUCAACAUUUGUAUAAAAACAUUUUCACUUCGUUGAGAUACGAGAGCACAAAAUAGAUGAAGCAAUACCGAACGAUAGAGUUGUUUGAUAAAUAAGAUUAGAAAAAGAGAGCAACGUGUUUAAUAAGAAAAGUGGUCGAUGUGGCAAAACGGAAGAAGAUCAUUUGUGCUCAGCUUGUACAACGAUGGAAGGCUAAAAGCGUCCGAUAAAGAACCCAUAAAACUUAGAUAAAUAGAGAGAAAGAAAAUAUAUGCUAACGGCUACGAUUAAUCGAGGAAAGAACAGUGAAACGAAAAGGUUCGGCGCGUUAGAAUUUCGUUAUGCUUAAACGCAGGGAUGGGCGAGUAUCUUCGAACGAAUAUCGACGCUGGAAUAAUAAAUCUAGAUCUUUUUAAAAAACGUCGCACAAUUAGUUAGACCGAGUCUCCUCUUAAUCAUGAUUUACCGAUGAAACCUUUAUAGACACUUGUGAACUGUUUACUGGCCUUCAAAAUCAUUCUAAGAACGAGACAAUGAUGAGAAAUAGGAAUGAACCGAAUAAAUUGCUACUACCAGACUGUUGCAUGUCAGAUGGAACAUAGACAACGAUCUAAUAUAUGUAUAGUCUGUACAAAAUCAAUUGGUCGUUCAAGAUCAUUUCCUCUACCACGAACAAGUUCUUUGCUUACGUUCACUUAAGUAUCAUCUACCUUUUCUUUAAGACCUUGAACAAUAAACGAUCAAUUGAUUUUAAGCCGAUUCUGUAUUGAAAAUAGAAAAGAAGAAAUAUAAAGAACCGUUUCUUUAGAGAGACACAGGAUAUAAUUAAAGUUACAGCUCGUGAGAAAAUUGUUAAUCGACGACAGGAGCGUAACAGAAAUUUGAGAUUCUUUCGCUUCAGAGAGACAUUGCAAUAAGAUUUAAUCGAAUCAAUUUUUCAAGGCUCGAAUAAAGAGGGCAGAGAGAGCUUCGAUGUUAUAGAAAUUUGAAACGGUUAACAGGAAGAAGAUCGCGAGUUCGUCGCCCACCCCUGAGCCAAAAUAUUAUCGUUACUGAAGAAUUUUCAGUAUUGCGAGUUUUAUAAUCUAGUUACCUAAAGGUUGGACGUCGCUUGGUGGGUGUCUCUGUUGCAAACAGAACGGAAGAUUUGGCAAAACGGAAGACACACCGGGGCACCAAAAACAUCCUACGCGACAGUAGCAUAGCGGAACGUUCAUUUUAAAGACCUAUUGCAUUAGCGUCAGCCACGAGGUCUGUUCGCUUAAUUAACAAGAUCCUUAAGGCUUUCACAGAUAGUACUAUUAACAAAUUUUGAGUUUAACUUGUGUCCAAUAUGUCUACCGAAAUACAUCUGAUAUUCUUCAGGAUAUUACUCUACUGGACACAUUUUAAAUCCAACUGCGCCCUGAGAUUCUACUACUAUACACUGUACAAUUGGUUCUACAUUGGCGUGACACAGUUGCAUAUUUCAUUAUUUAAAAAAAUGCAACUGUGACAUUUAUAUUACAAGAGGUAAAACUGUACACCAAACCAAGAGUCUAUCAGAAUCAACUAAAAUGAACAACAUACAAAUAAUUUAGCUCCUUUUGAAUGGGUUUGGCACGGACAGAUUAACGUUUAUAAUGCAGAUGGUUAAUAAAACAAAUGAUUAAACAGUCAAUUCUGAUAACAACUGGCUUUAACAAGAAUGAAAACGCCAAUGAUGAACCUAACUCCGUAGACCUCGAGGCCAACCUAUUACAUUGAACGUUCCAUCUUGCUAAACAUGUCUCUCUAUCAUGUACGGUAUACUCGAGUGCAACGUAGGCUUCUCUAGUUCACCUACACUUCCUUCGAACAAAGGGAA
Molecule: messenger RNA, 10042 nt
Organism: Osmia bicornis bicornis
Lineage: Eukaryota; Metazoa; Arthropoda; Insecta; Hymenoptera; Megachilidae
Gene: rk
Product: lutropin-choriogonadotropic hormone receptor
Exons: 13
Coding region: 533-3610 (1025 amino acids)
Biological process (GO): G protein-coupled receptor signaling pathway
Cellular component (GO): membrane
Molecular function (GO): G protein-coupled receptor activity; protein binding; protein-hormone receptor activity
Source: RefSeq, a predicted model, not a curated record